AUGUGGUUCCGCCUGCUGGUCAAGGCCGUCUCUAGCCACAGCGGCUCGAGCUACAAGUGGCAUGAGAUGAACUUCUGCUUUUGCUGGGACCUUGGACGUUGCUCCAUCCACUGCGUUGGUGUAGACCCCUCGUUUCAGAGCCUUCUCCAAGAUAUUCUGCGUCGUAUGUGGUCGCAACUGCCACCUGCAGAGCCUCGCUCCCUGCUUGUGCCGCUCAUGGAAAUCAUUAUCGUCAUGUAUGGUCGAUCAGUGUGGUCCAUACGGGACAUAACAUGGCGAGCAGAAAAGGCAAAUCAGAGUCCACAUUGCAUUCCAGAUGCGCAUGCUCCAGAACCUGCUCUUGCGAUCUCAGUCCAACAAGGAGCGGUUAUAGAACGAGAUUGCGCUUGUGAGAAGCAGUCGCCUUCCUUGACGAGGUCGUUGAUGUUUUAUCAGUCUUACAACAUGAUCGCUCAGCGAGACAGCCAGGUGAUGACGGGUCUCGGACAGGCAGUGAGGCAGGACAGCGGGGUGAUGAGGACGAUUGCUGUGGUCACCAUGGCCAUCCUGCCACCAACGGUUCUAUCUGCGGGUCUUGGACGAAAGGUGAUCUUCAGCAUGAGCUUCUUCGAUUACACACUGGGCCAAGGUAGCCAGAGUGAACGGUGGUCAGUCUCUGAGAAGUUCUGGGUCUACUGGGCGUUUGCGAUACCGCUUCCGUGUUUGACAUUGGGGAUCUGGUUUUGGCGGCAGAAGCAGAUCUAA
Messenger RNA from Macroventuria anomochaeta, 744 nucleotides. RefSeq lists its product as uncharacterized. Lineage: Eukaryota; Fungi; Ascomycota; Dothideomycetes; Pleosporales; Didymellaceae. The transcript has 3 exons. The record is from RefSeq and is a predicted model, not a curated record. Bases 1 to 744 code for a protein of 247 amino acids.